AUGAGAGACUCUAAUCAUCGAUCAUUAACGUCGAACAAGCCUAUAGUAACAAUAACAUCUACUGUCUAUGACCGAAGGGCAUUGGAUAUCAACUCUAGUAUUCCGUUAAUAAACUCCCUAAACUACUUAACAUAUCUAACCUCUAAUUCAUCAAAAGUUAGGGAAACGGUAGCUAACGACGGUGCUCUCGAAAGAUUAGUCUCAAUAUUGAGGAGUUGUCAUUUAAGUUUGUUUGAGUUGCUGGAUUUGGAUUUAGAAAAUUUUAAUGAGCACGAAAACAUAAAGGAUCUAUGGAAGGAGAAAAGACUAGCACUAUGCGCUUGGAAAUGGACUUUAACAUUUCAGUGCUUAGUAUUGACAGGUACUAGAGGGACAGAACAAAUUCGUAAAAAAGUGGUAAUGUCUGGGGUCUUAUCUGUGCUGGUCACAGUAUUGGAUAACUAUUUACUAUAUCAUAAAAAUUACGACUUCAUCAAAGAUCAAACAAUGACCUUUGACUUCAAAGGGAUAACCACGGAGACAAUGUAUAAAUUCAUGAGAAAAGAUGAGAAUGAAACAUAUCAGCAGUAUAUAGAGUUCAUUACAGGUCAGGAUAAAUUGAAGUUGUCAACUGACAAAAAUUUUCUAAACGAACGAUUAGUGGCACCGUCUAUGACAAUUCCAACUGAUUUUAGUGAUAUAUGGGGCCGGUUUGCAGACCUAGCUAGCAAUUUUGAACCUGACCAGGAAAGACACGACGACGACAUUGAUAUUGAUAGUGAAGUAGAAAGUGAAAAUUUUGAUGCACAUAAGAAUUUCUUUUCGCAACCAGACAUUAAUAGACCUACAAUUUCCACUCCACGUGAAUUUUUUCUCGGAAGAAUUGUCCCCAAACAAGACGACGUUAUAUGGUCGCUUCAGUUAUUAGCUUUUGUUUCGAAGUAUACAUAUAUGAAAUCAACCCUUCAAAAUGUUGAGCUGGUUGAAUCCCUAUCGUUCAGAAGUAUGGCUUACAAAAUUAAACAGAGAAUCUCAGAAGAGAAUGACUUAGAAGAACAAGAAAGAGACGUAACUGUAAAAUUGUCUUCAUUAUAUCCUUAUUUAUCGAAAAAUCCUGAAAACAAUUCCAAAGUUAAGGCACUAGAUACUAGCAAAAUGGAUCCAUUUUUCAAAGAAUUAGAAGAACUCUCAAACAGAUGUCAACAAGAAGAACAAAAUGAAAUAUGUAAUAACCACUGUCCCGUUCUUAAUUUGUUUGAGCGCUACCGUGUACCGAAACCUAGCGACGACAAUGCCUAUGGCAAAGACAAGGAAAGAAUUAAUUUAAGGAAGAAAAUAUCUGAUAACUUUGAAAGGCGCUGGAGCUACGAUAAAAUGAAAAAGGAAUUAACAAAUAUUGUUUACAAAAACAAGGUACUAACAAAUGUUGUAAACAUCUUCCCCUUAGUCGAAAAAUAUACAGUGAGCGCAGAAAAUACACAUGAUGUUAUAUAUUGGAGUUCUGUCAUCAUGAGAAAUUCAUGUCGAAAAAAUGAGAUCUUAGGUGUGCGUCAGUGUGCCAAUUUUUCGUGCGGAAAAUGGGAAGAUUUUCCAAGACAAUUUGCAAAAUGUCGUCGAUGCAAAAGAACGAAAUAUUGCUCACGAAAGUGUCAAUUAAAAGCAUGGGGAUAUCAUAGGUAUUGGUGUCACGAAGUUGGAUCAAGUCAUAUGAGAUCCACGAAUACUACCACAGGUGUCAAUACCCCAAAUGAGCCUAGUUCUUUAAAUGCCACCGCUACUACAGCAGCUGAUGUUUCGAAUUCUACCAGUACGUUCACUCCUAAUAUAUCCACCACCGUACCUGAUGAAAUAAGCAAUAGGGAUGAAAAUAGCAUACCUGAGUAA
This is a messenger RNA of Saccharomyces cerevisiae S288C, 1863 nucleotides long. It is a transcript of the gene MUB1, whose product is annotated as MYND-type zinc finger protein MUB1. Gene Ontology annotation, cellular component: cytoplasm. NCBI's taxonomy places the organism in Eukaryota, Fungi, Ascomycota, Saccharomycetes, Saccharomycetales, Saccharomycetaceae. The coding region runs from base 1 to 1863 and encodes 620 amino acids. The transcript has a single exon. The record is from RefSeq and is marked reviewed.